Molecule: messenger RNA, 954 nt
Organism: Mesorhabditis belari
Lineage: Eukaryota; Metazoa; Nematoda; Chromadorea; Rhabditida; Rhabditidae
Source: the annotation of a GenBank genome assembly
AUGCGGUGGUGGAAAGUCACGAUAUUUCUCAUAUUGGCUGAGCUGAGCACGACUAUCAAUGGCUGGCAAACGGGAAUCGUUUUGGCGCCUCGAGGAUUGGCGAUUCAAAGAAGAAAUGAUGAACCGAUGCUUCUUCGCUUGAAGCGACAACAAUGCCGAUGUGUUCGACUAACUUUUGGAAACGGUUUACAAUGCAGUUGCCCACAACCCGUUGCGAGUACCUCAUCGCAACAAGGCGAUGAGCUGGCCACCGAGUUGCAACAGACAUCGUAUCCGGCAGCCAAAUGUGCUUGCAUACAAAUCGUUUUUGCUGGCAAUCCCCAGUAUCAAUGUCAAUGUGGAGAGAGUGGAACGGUCACUGUUCCGAUGCCUACAAAUCCACCAGGAGGCGGCCAGUGUCACUGUAUAAUGAUCACAAUCACCGGCCCUUCAUCAGCUCAAUAUCAAUGCAGUUGUCUUUCUACUGUUACACCGGCCAUUGAUCAGCCACAAACUGUCCCGGUAACCCCGUUCCCGAUCAUUCAGACGUUCCCCCCGCAAACUGGUGUACCCGACACACUACCACCUGUCACUCUACCACCGACUACAACCCUACCCAUCUUCCCACCGACUCUCAGCACUCAAACACUACCGCCUCUCACCACUACCACUACGACAACUACUGUAGCUGCAAAUCCACCACAAGAUACAUCUCCGAGUUAUCCACUGACGACAACUUGUGUCAUGUAUUUGACUGGAGUUCAGUCAUCACCUUGUAUGUGCAUGCCCGAGUACGAUCAAUGUGCACAGAAUAUUUGCUGUCUUAAAGCAAAGUAUCGAUCGUUAAAGCACUACAAUGCUGCCGCCUCUCUACCUUUACAAAACGCGGAUGUCAACAAAGAAGAGCAACCAUCAACGAUUGAAAUGCUCAUGAAUGUUCUGCAAAAGAUCAAGAACAAAUGGCAAAGCAAAGCU